Molecule: messenger RNA, 1493 nt
Organism: Menidia menidia (Atlantic silverside)
Lineage: Eukaryota; Metazoa; Chordata; Actinopteri; Atheriniformes; Atherinopsidae
Source: the annotation of a GenBank genome assembly
CUGACGUCCAUUUGUCUCCUUCAGGAUCCAGAGGGGGCUCUGGUGUUGCGUGGCCAGUCUCGGACCUGGUGCUGGUGCAUGUGUCUGGGUCUCGCCCUCAUGCUGUCUGGGAUGGUGGUUGCAGGAGUCUACCUGUAUCAAUACUACUCUGGAGAGCAACACCAGGUGUACUUUUGCGGGACGCAGUACCGUGAGGAGAACUUCAUGAUCCGAGAGGAGGAGGAUGUGGAGGUGGAGCUGUCUAAUGGAUUCCACCUGCGGCUGCUGGAGGAGAGGAUCCAGGUGCUGGAGAGGGAGCAGGUGGAGCUAAUCACCAUACCCGUGCCCAACUUUGAGGAUGGAGACCCAGCAGACAUCGUCCAUGACUUCCAGCGGAGGCUGACUGCUUACCUGGAUCUGAGCCUGAACAAGUGCUACGUCAUCCCACUCAACACCUCCAUCGUCCUUCCCCCCAAAGACCUUUUGGAGCUUCUCAUCAACAUCAAGGCCGGCAUUUACCUGCCGCAGACAUACCUGGUCCAUGAGGAGAUGAUGGUGACCGAGCGCCUGGGGCACGUGGAACAGCUGGGCGUCUCCAUCUAUAACCUCUGCCAUGAUAAAGAAACCUUCAAACUGCAGCGCAGGGACAGGAUUUUGGGUAUGCAGAAGCGUGAGGCCCUCAACUGCCGCAAGAUCCGUCACUUUGAGAAUAAGUUUGUGGUGGAGACUCUGAUCUGUGAGCCUUAACACGCCUCCGCGCCUCAGCACAGCUGUUAAAGUCGCUGGCGUGCAGUGAGAUUGUGAUCUUCAUCCUCGCUUCUCUGUUUUCUGUCCUUUCCUUCAGGUAGUUUGAGUGAGUGAGGGGAGUGAAAUGUGAAGCUGUUGGGCAAAACGUUGAUUGCUUAAAAAAGGUUUAAAAAAAGGCAAAGCUUUGAGUAUUUUUCCACAUUUCCGCAGGGGAUCAUUUCGGGUUCUUUACAAAUAACAACUAGCUGAUAGCCAGCCGCGUAUUCAGUUAUAAAUUAUUGUAAUCAAAGCAACUGCAAUGAUAGCAUAAACAUUUAUUUUCAUAGACGUGAACAAAUUUAACAUUUCUCUUGCUUUCAGUUAAAAUCUAAAAUUUUAAGAGAACGAGGAACUUUUGUACCACUGAUCCUGGUUUUUAACCUCAUCAGUCCAGGGAGACUUUUGUCCUUUUGGUAUAAUGUCUGCUGUAGCUAUUAAUACACUGUACCAGUUUAUUCUUUAACUGGAAAUGUAUCUUAAAUUGUAAGUCUGAAAGUGUGCUUUACUUGUUUAGCUUUAAAUAAACAGAAUUGAAAUUGUAAAAGAAAAAUCCAAGGAAGUGUGAGCUGACAGAAAACACACACUUUCAAAUCUUUUUCACAGGCAUGUCUCUAUAUUUUCUGAAUGUGUAAUUUUUUGGGGGGAUAACUCCUCUUGUUUUACUGAUUUGUGUAUAUAAUCUCUUAAAAUAUGUAAACAGACCAAUAAAAAAAAAGGGAAAAAGUUUA